Messenger RNA from Leptosia nina, 1113 nucleotides. The record is from the annotation of a GenBank genome assembly. NCBI's taxonomy places the organism in Eukaryota, Metazoa, Arthropoda, Insecta, Lepidoptera, Pieridae.
AUGGCUUCUCCAGCCGUAGCCGGAAAAAAUCAUAUGCACACUAUUCCUACCGAUAUUCUGGAUGACUUAUGCAGUCGUUUUAUAAUAAAUUUGCCCCAAGAGGACCGAGGUAACUUAGUCCGGAUAUGUUUUCAAAUAGAGUUAGCUCACUGGUUCUACUUAGACUAUUACUGUACGGAUGAGACUGCUAGGCUUAAUCCUUGUGGUAUUACUCAAUUUGCUACUCAUAUCUUUCAGCAUGUUCCUGAACUACGAGAAUAUAAUGGCAGGGUUGAUGAAGUUUUGAACAACUGGAGAGAGUAUAAACAAAGUGUACCAACAUAUGGGGCAAUUAUACUUGAUACUAAUCUAACACAUGUGCUACUUGUUCAGUCUUAUUGGACUAAAGCUUCUUGGGGCUUUCCUAAAGGUAAAGUUAAUGAAGAUGAGGAGCCCUGGAAAUGUGCAUCUAGAGAGGUACUGGAAGAAACAGGAUUUGAUAUAAGUAAUCUAAUAAACAAACAGGACUACAUAGAAGCAACAAUACACGAUCAAAUCGUCCGCCUAUACAUUAUAAGUUAUGUUUCAAGAGACACAAAAUUCCAGCCGAGAACAAGAAACGAAAUUAAAGCUUGCGAAUGGUUUCCAAUUGCUGACCUUCCAGCAAAUCGUAAAGAUAUGACACCUAAAGUUAAAAUGGGCGUUAGCCCUAAUGCCUUCUUUAUGGUUUUACCAUUUGUGAAACGAUUACGGCGUUGGGUUGCAGAGAGAAAUCCGAAAGUAUUCUCCCGGAGAACGCGGCACAAAUCCAUGGGCGAAAUCGAAUCUUGCAAGACUAAAAGCAAGACGAUAUCGCAGGGGCUUCAAAACGAAAUUCACGAUUACCAACAAAACACUGGACCACAGUAUAAGAAUGGUCAUGGCAAUGGAAAGGCUAAUGGUAAUAGGAAAUGUGGUAAAAUGGCGAAACGACAGCUCUUCACGCCGCAGAAUACGAAUGGCACUCCUUUUUCUCCUGUGCACAGUGUGAGCUCUAAUAAUGAAGUGCCUGAAAAUAAUUACUUCAAUUUCAUCGCGCCAUCUUGGAAGAAUUUUAAGUUCGAUAGACGAGCUAUAUUUGACUGCUUAACUUGA